AUGGAGAGCGGCGGGGCGCUGAACGGCUCCGCCGCCACCGCCGGGCGCUUCGCCGCCGCGGGGACGGCAGCGCAGGGCUCGUUGAUGGUGCUGCUGAUCGCCGUCACCGUGGCCGGGAACGCCUUGGUGAUGUUGGCCUUCGUGGCGGAUUCCAGCCUGCGUACCCAAAACAACUUCUUCCUCCUUAACCUGGCCAUCUCGGAUUUCCUAGUAGGUGCCUUCUGCAUUCCCUUGUACGUGCCCUAUGUGCUGACGGGGAGAUGGAUCUUCGGGAGAAGCCUCUGCAAACUCUGGCUGGUAGUUGAUUACCUGCUCUGCACCUCUUCGGUCUUCAACAUCGUGCUGAUUAGCUAUGACAGAUUCCUCUCGGUGACAAGAGCGGUUGCCUACAGAGCCCAGCAAGGCAACACCAAGCGAGCGGUGCUGAAGAUGGUGAUGGUAUGGGUACUAGCGUUCCUGCUUUAUGGACCUGCCAUUAUCAGCUGGGAGUAUAUAUCAGGCCGGAGUAUCAUACCCACUGGGGAAUGCUACGCUGAGUUUUUCUACAACUGGUAUUUUCUCAUGACAGCCUCUACACUGGAGUUUUUCACCCCUUUCAUCAGUGUAAUGUUUUUCAACCUGAGCAUUUACCUGAACAUACAAAAGCGUACCAAAACACGCCUGGAUAUUUUCCAUGAAGUGCACAACCAGUCCUUCACUGAAGAGAUGGAAAUGAGCCCAGAAGCAAAGCUUUCUUUGAAAUGCUGUAAGUGGGAGCAGAAGGAGCCAGCUGAAACCCUCGACCUCUCUAAGAACAAAGCGCAAGCAGCAGCCUCCACUGCCAGCCUGGAUGCCAAAGACCUACUGUCAACAAGCUCUGAGAGCUCCAGGAAACCCAAGUGUUGCAACAAAAACAGCUGUAAAAAUUCAGCAUCCACUCUCUCCUUGGAGAAACGGAUGAAGAUAGUGUCCCAGAGCAUGACUCAACGCUUCAGGCUCUCUAGAGACAAGAAAGUGGCUAAAUCACUGGCAAUCAUCGUGGGCAUUUUUGGAAUCUGCUGGGCACCGUACACUCUCCUGAUGAUCAUCCGCGCUGGCUGCCACGGCCACUGCAUCUCUGAGUACUGGUACGAGACUUCCUUUUGGCUGCUGUGGAUCAACUCAGCUGUCAACCCUGUCCUAUACCCUCUUUGCCACUACAGCUUCAGAAGAGCUUUUAUUAAACUCCUCUGUCCCAAGAAGCUAAAGAUUCAACCUCAUGAUCCCCUUCAGAACUGCUGGAAGUGA
Molecule: messenger RNA, 1266 nt
Organism: Haliaeetus leucocephalus (bald eagle)
Lineage: Eukaryota; Metazoa; Chordata; Aves; Accipitriformes; Accipitridae
Gene: HRH3
Product: histamine receptor H3
Exons: 3
Coding region: 1-1266 (421 amino acids)
Biological process (GO): adenylate cyclase-activating adrenergic receptor signaling pathway
Cellular component (GO): membrane
Molecular function (GO): histamine receptor activity
Source: RefSeq, a predicted model, not a curated record